AUGGCGACUUUUGUAUUCACCCGGAACCAGAACGAUGUAUCAAUAUCCCAAUUAACAAAGUUUUGUUUGCCAAACGAAAUAAGUCUUUCGUGGAGGAAUAUAUCUUAUAAAGUUGAAAGAAGAAGAGGUGGAAAUUAUUUACGAGAUUUUUUUAUUGGAAAACAAAUUGAAUAUGUCAAAUUAUUAAAUGGAGUUCAUGGUAUCGUGAAAUCAGGAACUUUAAUGGCUAUAAUGGGUCCAAGUGGCGCUGGAAAAACAAGUCUACUAGCAAGAAUAAGUCUGCGAAUUAAAGGAACAGUAUGCGGUGAAGUAUUACUCAAUGGUAAAUCUGCGGACACUGAAACAAUGUCACGAAUAUCUGGUUUUGUUCCUCAACAAGAUAUUACAAUAGAAUCAUUAACUGUACAGGAACACAUGGAAUUUAUGGCACGAAUGAAAAUGGAUCGAGAAUAUCAAUCACCGCUACGGAAACAACGUAUUUCAGUUUUACUUACACAAUUAGGUUUAGUAAAAUGUUGUUCGACAAAACUUUCACAAUUAUCUUGUGGAGAAAGAAAAAGAAUAUCAUUGGCAGUUGAGCUACUUAAUGAACCAAGAAUAAUAUUCUGCGAUGAACCGACAACAGGUCUAGAUAGUUUUGCAGCAUUGACUGUAAUUAAAACAUUACGAGACUUAGCUAAUCGAGGAUGUAUAGUUAUCUGUUCCAUUCAUCAACCUGCAUCAGGGCUUUUAGAGCUUUUCCAUGAAAUUAUUAUACUUUCGAGUGGAAGAUUGGCAUUUCAAGGAAAUACCUUAGAGGCCUUAAGAUUUUUACAAAGUUUGAAUUUUGAAUGCCCUACUACAUUUAACAUUGCUGAAUUUUUGGUAAAGCAACUUUCAAUUAAUCGAGAGAGAGAAUCUGAAAAUUUAAAGAAGGUAAAAUGGAUUUGUGAUAAAUUUGAAGAAUCGAUUUAUGGCCAACAACUUGUAAAAAUAAUCAGUAAAUCAGUUACAGAAACAUUAUCAGCUAAUUCACAACAUAAAACACAACUUCACUGGCUUAUGUGGAGAAUUUACAUCGAUUAUAAAAGGAAUUUAUCAUCAAUAUGUUUCAGAUUUUCUUUGUACAUGUUUAUUGGUAUUCUUUUAAGUACACCAUACAUUGGAAUUAUGAAAAAUAUUGAUCAAAAUGGUAUACAAAGCAUACAGGGUCUUAUGUAUCUCAUAAUUACUGAAACAAUAUUUACAUUUAACUAUUCGGUAUUCUAUACUUUUUCAAAUGAGCUACCUCUAUUAUUAAGAGAUAUUUCUAAUGGUCUUUACAAUCCAGCUCCUUAUUAUUUAAGUAAAAUUAUAAUAACGAUUCCAGGAGCCAUCAUACAACCACUUAUGUUCAUAAGCAUCAUAUACACAAUUGUUGGCUUAAAUAUAAAUGACUACAAUUUUUUUUUAUUUCUUUUGCCUGUAGUUCUUAGUGCCAUGUCUGCAUCAGCAGUUGGUUAUCUAAUGUCUGCAAUAUUUAAAUCAAUCACUACAGCAUCUCUAUUUUCCGUACCAAUUGACUUCAUUACUUUAAUUUUUAGCGGACUAUUUCUUCAGCUCGGAAAUUUGGCUCCUCACAUAGAAUGGUUAAAGUACACAUCACAUUUUUAUUAUGGAAUUGAAGCUAUAUCGUUAACUCAGUGGCGAGAAGUUGAUAAAAUAGAUUGUCCUGCAGAUCCGGAAGAACCAUGUGUUUCAACCGGCAUCAUGGUCCUUGAAAAAUAUGGCUAUAAAUCUGAUCAUUAUUUCAUUGACUGUUUAGGACUAAUCGUAAUAUUUUCUAUUAGUCAUAUCAUUGGAUUUCUUGCGAUUCGAAUAAGAAGUAAUAAGCAACCUAUUUAUUAG
Messenger RNA from Ceratosolen solmsi marchali, 1866 nucleotides. RefSeq names its product brown (gene bw). Lineage: Eukaryota; Metazoa; Arthropoda; Insecta; Hymenoptera; Agaonidae. The transcript is spliced from 15 exons. The record is from RefSeq and is a predicted model, not a curated record. Bases 1 to 1866 code for a protein of 621 amino acids. Gene Ontology annotation, molecular function: ATP binding; ABC-type transporter activity; ATP hydrolysis activity. Gene Ontology annotation, biological process: transmembrane transport. Gene Ontology annotation, cellular component: plasma membrane.